Molecule: messenger RNA, 5225 nt
Organism: Haliotis rubra (blacklip abalone)
Lineage: Eukaryota; Metazoa; Mollusca; Gastropoda; Lepetellida; Haliotidae
Exons: 3
Coding region: 8-5113 (1701 amino acids)
Source: RefSeq, a predicted model, not a curated record
UUGGAAGAUGUUGCAAGCAAUCCUGAAAGGAAAGACAUCAAUCGGGCAAGUAAAGGAGAGCAUAGGUAAGCAAAAAUUGAGGCAGAUGAAGUCAAAAAAGGGAAAAGGGAAAAGGUGGGCAUGGAGGAAGUUGCUGGCACUUCUGGAAGGACGGAAAACAAUAGCACAGGUUAGGGAGACCAUCAAAAAGCAAAAGUUAAAGAAGUUGCAGUCGAAAGAUGGUGAGGAAGUUAAUGAAGAAAAAACAGUGGAAGAAGCAAAUCAUCUGGAAAAAUUGGAGGAAGAGGAAUGUAGGGGUGUUGCAGAUAGUCAGGCCUGUAAGAAGGUAAUGGAAAAGAUAAACGAUGGGAAAAAGACAACGUGGGCAUGGAAGAUGUUACAAGCAAUCCUGAAAGGAACAAAAUCAAUAGUGCAAGUAAAGGAGACUAUAGGUAAGCAAAAGUUGAGGCAGAUGAAGUCGGAAAAGAGAAAAGGGAAAAGGUGGGCGUGGAGGAUGUUGCUGGCACUUCUGGAAGGACGGAAAACAAUAGCACAGGUUAGGGAGGCCAUUAUAAAGCAAAAAUUAAAGAAGUUGCAGUCGGAGGAUGGCGAGGAAGUUAAUGAAGAAAAGACAGUGGAAGAAGCAGAUCAUCUGGAAAAAUUGGAAAAAGAGGAAUGCAAGGGUGUUUCAGAUAAUGAGGGCUGUAAAAAGAAGAUGGAAAAAAUAAACGAUGGGAAAAAGACAACCUGGGCAUGGAAAAUGUUGCAAGCAAUCCUGAACGGAAAGAAAACAAUAGUGCAAGUAAAAAAGACCAUAGGCAAGCAAAAGUUGAGACAGAUGAAGUCAGAAAAGGGAAGAAGGAAAAGGUGGGCAUGGAGGAUGUUGCUGGCACUUCUGGAAGGAACCAAAACAAUAUCACAGGUUAGGGAUAUCAUUAAAAAGCAAAAGUUAAAGAAGUUGCAGUCGCAGAAUGGUGAGGAAGUUAAUGAAGAAAAAACAGUGGAAGAAGCAGAUCAUUUGGAGAAAUUGGAAAAAGAAGUGUGCAAGGGUGUUUCAGAUACUAAAGCAUGUGAAAAGGAGAUGGGAAAAAUAAAUGAUGGGAAAAAGACAACGUGGGCAUGGAAGAUGUUGCAAGCAAUCCUGAAAGGAAGGAAAUCAAUAGCACAAGUUAAAGAGACCAUUGGUAAGCAAAAGUUGAGGAGGAUGAAGUCACAAAAGGGAAGAAAGAAAAGGUGGGCGUGGAAGAUGUUGCUGGCACUCCUGGAAGGAAGCAAAACAAUAGGACAGGUUAGGGAGAAGUUAGGACAGCAAAAAUUAAAAAAGUUGCAGUCGCAGAAUAGUGGGGAAGUUAAUGAAGAAAAGACAGUGGAAGAAGCAGAUCAUUUGGAGAAAUUGGAAGAAGAGGAAUGCAAGGGUGUUGCAGAUAGUGAGGGCUGUAAGAAGGAAAUGGAAAAGAUAAAUGAUGGGGAAAAGACAACCUGGGCUUGGAAGAUGUUGCAAGCAAUCCUGAAAGGAACAAAAUCAAUAGCACAAAUAAAGAAGACCAUAGGUAAGCAAAAGUUGAGGCAGAUGAAGUCAGAAAAGAGAAAAGGGAAAAGAUGGGCGCGGAGGAUGUUGCUGGCACUUCUGGAAGGACGGAAAACAGUAUCACAGGUUAGGGAGACCAUUAAAAAGCAAAAGUUGAAGAAGUUGCAGUCGAAGGAUGGUGAGGAAGUUAAUGAAGAAAGGACAGUGGAAGAAGCAGAUCAUUUGGAAAAAUUGGAAAAAGAGGAAUGCAAGGGUGUUGCAGAUAGUGAGGCCUGCAAGAUGAAGAUGGAAAAGAUAAACGAUGGGAAAAAGACAACCUGGGCAUGGAAAAUGUUGCAAGCAAUCCUGAAAGGAACGAAAACAAUAGUGCAAGUGAAAAAGACCAUAGGUAAACAAAAGUUGAGACAGAUGAAGUCAGAAAAGAGAGAAGGGAAGAAGUGGGACUGGAGGUUGUUGUUUGCACUCCUUGAAGGAACCAAAACAAUACCAGAGGUCAGAGAGGCCAUCAAAAAGCAAAAGGUUAUAGAAGAAAAGGUAGCAGAAGAAGCAGAACUUCUGGCGAAGUUGGAAGAAGAAGAGUGCAAAGGUGUUGCAGAUAGUGGGGCCUGUAAGAAGAAGAUGGAGAAAAUAAAUGGUGGGAAAAAGACAACAUGGGCAUGGAAGAUGUUGCAAACGAUCCUGAAAGGAACGAAAUCAAUAGCACAAGUAAAGGAGACAAUAGGUAAACAAAAGUUGAGGCAGAUGAAGUCAGAAAAGAGAAAAGGGACACAUUGGGCAUGGAGGAUGUUGCUGGCACUCCUGGAAGGACUGAAAACAGAAUCACAGGUUAGAGAGGCUAUUGAAAAGCAAAAGUUAAAGAAGUUGCAGUCGCAGAAUGGUGAGGAAGUUAAUGAAGAAAGGACAGUGGAAGAAGCAGAUCAUUUGGAGAAAUUGGAAGAAGAGGAAUGCAAGGGUGUUGCGGACAGUGAGGCUUGUAAGAAGAAGAUGGAGGAAAUAAAUGAUGGGAAAAAGACAACGUGGGCAUGGAAAAUGUUGCAAGCAAUCCUGAAAGGAACGAAAUCAAUAGCACAAGUAAAGAAGACCAUAGGUAAGCAAAAGUUGAGGCAGAUGAAGUCAGAAAAGGGAAAAGGGAAAAGAUGGGCGUGGAGGAUGUUGCUGGCACUCCUGGAAGGAAGCAAAACAAUAGCACAGGUUAGGGAGACCGUUAAAAAGCAAAAGUCAAAGAAGUUGCAGUCGAAGGAUGGUGAGGAAGUUAAUGAAGAAAAAACAGUGGAAGAAGCAGAUCAUUUGGAGAAAUUGGAAGAAGAGGAAUGCAAGGGUGUUGCGGACAGUGAGGCUUGUAAGAAGGAGAUGGAGGAAAUAAAUGAUGGGAAAAAGACAACGUGGGCAUGGAAGAUGUUGCAAGCAAUCCUGAAAGGAACAAAAUCAAUAGCACAAGUAAAGGAGACCAUAGGUAAGCAAAAGUUGAGGCAGAUGAAGUCAGAAAAGAGAAAAGGGAAAAGAUGGGCAUGGCGGAUGUUGCUGGCACUUCUGGAAGGACGGAAAACAAUAUCACAGGUUAGGGAGACUGUUAAAAAGCAAAAGUUAAAGAAGUUGCAGUCGGAGGAUGGUGAGGAAGUUAAUGAAGAAAAAACAGUGGAAGAAGCAGAUCAUUUGGAGAAAUUGGAAGAAGAGGAAUGCAAGGGUGUUGCAGACAGUGAGGCUUGUAAGAAGGAGAUGGAGGAAAUAAAUGAUGGGAAAAAGACAACGUGGGCAUGGAAGAUGUUGUUAGCAAUUCUGAAAGGAACGAAAACAAUAGUGCAAGUAAAGGAGACCAUAGGCAAGCAAAAGUUGAGGCAGAUGAAGUCAGAAAAGGGAAAAGGGAAAAGGUGGGCGUGGAGGAUGUUGCUGGCACUCCUGGAAGGAAGCAAAACAGUAUCACAGGUUCGGGAGAAGUUAGGAGAUGAAAGGUUUAAAAAGUUGCUGUCACAGAAUGGUGAGAAAGUCAGCGUAGAAAAGAAAGUGGAAGAAGCAGUUCAUUUGGAGAAAUUGGAAGAAGAGGAAUGCAAGGGUGUUGCGGAUAGUGAGGGCUGUAAGAAGGAAAUGGAAAAGAUAAAUGAUGGGGUAAAGACAACCUGGGCUUGGAAGAUGUUGCAAACAAUUCUGAAAGGAAAGAAAACAAUAACGCAAGUAAAAAAGACCAUAGGUAAGAAAAAGUUGAGGCAGAUGAAUUCAGAGAAGGGGAGAAGGAAACGGUGGUCGUGGAGGAUGUUACUGGCACUACUGGAUGGAACUAAAACAAUAUCUCAAGUCAAGAAUUUGAAGGUGUCGUCUGAGGCUGGGGCGGAAAUUGCAGAAGAAUGCAAGGGGUCAUCAAACGUUGACGCAUGUGUGAAGAAAAGUAAGAAAGCUAAAGAUAGCCGCAAGACAAGGCCCUCCUCGGGAUUGAACUUUCUCCAAAGAUUCGUGAACACACUCCGAGGAAACAGAAAGAAUUCUGGCCAAGGAAACAGAAAGAAUUUUGCUCAAGGAAAGAGAAAGAAUUCUGCUGAAGGAAACAGAAAGAAUUCUGUCCAAGGAAACAGAAAGAAUUCUGCUUCAGGAAACAGAAAGAAUUCUGCUUCAGGAAACAUAAAGAAUUCUGUCCAAGGAAACAGAAAGAAUUCUACACAAGGAAACAGAAAGAAUUCUGACCAAGGAAACAGAAAGAAUUCUACACAAGGAAACAGGAGGAAUUCUGCUGAAGGAAAGAGAAAGAAUUCUGCUGAAGGAAAGAGAAAGAAUUCUGCUUCAGGAAACAGAAAGAAUUCUGUCCAACGAAACAGAAAGAAUUCUGCUCAAAGAAACAGAAAGAAUUCUGCUUCAAGAAACAGAAAGAAUUCUGGUCAAGGAAACAGAAAGAAUUCUACACAAGGAAACAGAAAGAAUUCUGUCCAACGAAACAGAAAGAAUUCUGCUCAAAGAAACAGAAAGAAUUCUGCUUCAGGAAACAGAAAGAAUUCUGCUCAAGGAAACAGAAAGAAUUCUGCUGAAGGAAACAGAAAGAAUUCUGUCCAACGAAACAGAAAGAAUUCUGCUCAAGGAAACAGAAAGAAUUCUGCUUCAGGAAACAGAAAGAAUUCUACACAAGGAAACAGGAAGAAUUCUGCUGAAGGAAAGAGAAAGAAUUCUACUGAAGGAAACAGAAAGAAUUCUGCUGAAGGAAGGAGAAAAAAUUCUGCUGAAGGAAACAGAAAGAAUUCUGUCCAACGAAACAGAAAGAAUUCUGCUCAAGGAAACAGAAAGAAUUCUGCUUCAGGAAACAGAAAGAAUUCUGCUCAAGGAAACAGAAAGAAUUCUACUGAAGGAAACAGAAAGAAUUCUGUCCAAGGAAACAGAAAGAAUUCUGCUUCAGGAAACAGAAAGAAUUCUGCCCAAGGAAACAGUAAGAAUUUUGCUCAAGGAAACAGAAAGAAUUCUGCCCAAGGAAAGAGAAAGAAUUCUGCCCAAGGAAACAGUAAGAAUUUUGCUCAAGGAAACAGAAAGAAUUCUGCCCAAGGAAAGAGAAAGAAUUCUGCCCAAGGAAACAGAAAGAAUUCUGCUCGAGGAAACAGAAAGAAUUCUGCUCGAGGAAAGGGAAAAAACUAGACAGAGAACAUUCCAUGGGGCAUAAAAUGAACUUUACACUGAGUAGAAGAUAAAAAGGAUAAACGUGAAUGCUGCUAAAUUGUGUUUGGAAUGAAUAAAUAGAAAAGAAAUG